Molecule: messenger RNA, 4591 nt
Organism: Oryctolagus cuniculus (rabbit)
Lineage: Eukaryota; Metazoa; Chordata; Mammalia; Lagomorpha; Leporidae
Gene: RYBP
Product: RING1 and YY1 binding protein
Biological process (GO): positive regulation of DNA-templated transcription
Cellular component (GO): nucleus
Molecular function (GO): transcription coregulator activity; DNA binding
Source: RefSeq, a predicted model, not a curated record
GGAGGCGCUGCUAAGAUGGAGAUCCGGGGGCGGGGAGGCGGCGGCGGCAGCGGCGGGCGGCGGCGGCGGGAGGCGGUGUCGCUCCUGCCCGGGGCCGGCGGCCGUGCGCGCCGCAGCCAUGGCGGCUCCUCCUCAGCCGCCCUCCUCAGCCGCCGCCGCCGCCGCCGCCGCCGCCGCCGCCGCCGCUCCUCCCAGACAAAGGGAGAUUUAACCAGGCCGAAAAGACAAGCGAAACCUGCCGCCGAUGAGGGCUUUUGGGAUUGUAGCGUCUGCACCUUCCGAAACAGCGCUGAAGCCUUCAAAUGCAGCAUCUGCGACGUGAGGAAAGGCACCUCCACCAGGAAACCUCGAAUCAAUUCUCAGCUGGUGGCACAGCAAGUGGCACAACAGUAUGCCACCCCGCCGCCCCCUAAAAAGGAGAAGAAGGAGAAAGUGGAAAAGCCAGACAAAGAGAAACCUGAGAAAGACAAGGAAAUCAGUCCUAGUGUUACCAAGAAAAACACCAAUAAGAAAACAAAACCAAAGUCUGACAUUCUGAAAGACCCUCCUAGUGAAGCAAACAGUAUACAGUCGGCAAACGCGACAACAAAGACCAGUGAAACGAAUCACACCUCAAGGCCCCGGCUGAAAAACGUGGACAGGAGCACGGCGCAGCAGUUGGCAGUGACUGUGGGCAAUGUCACCGUCAUUAUCACAGACUUUAAGGAAAAGACUCGCUCCUCCUCGACAUCCUCAUCCACAGUGACCUCCAGUGCAGGGUCAGAACAGCAGAACCAGAGCAGCUCGGGCUCAGAGAGCACAGACAAGGGCUCCUCCCGUUCUUCCACGCCAAAGGGCGAUAUGUCGGCAGUAAAUGAUGAAUCUUUCUGAAGUUGCACAUGGAGUUGUGAAAACUAUGAAUCAGGGUAUGAAAUUCAAAUCCUCCACCUGCCCAUGCUGCUUGCACCCCUGGAGAAUCAUCUGUGGACAUCGACCUCUUAGUGAUGCUGCCAGGAUAAUUUCUGCUUGCCAUGGGCAUCUGGCCACCAAGGAAUUUCGCACCCUGACGAUUACUCUUGACACUUUUAUGUAUUCCAUUGUUUUAUAUGAUUUUCCUAACAAUCAUUUAUAAUUGGAUGUGCUCCUGAAUCUACUUUUUAUAAAAAAAAAAUCUGCUGUGCACAAUUUUCCAUGUACAUUACAACUGGUUUUUUGUUUUUGUUUUGUUGGAGGGAGGGUUGGGAGGGGGAGGGAACUUUUAUUUAUUGUGUUCACAAACUCCAUCCUUUCAGCAUAUCCUUUUAAGUUUAGUUCUUUCUUCAAGUUAUACUAUGUACUAUCAGUUUUGAUAUAACUAUAUAUAUAUAAAUAUAAAAUUAUAUCUAAAGGGUUAUUUGAAACCAAUCCAUGGCAGCGCUGGUGCUUGAUACACUGUGAAGUGAAUACAGCAUUGAACAGUCACAGAAAGUGCUGAAAUUAAAUUAAAGUCAGUCUUACAUGAAGUGUGUUCCAACCCAUGUGGGAACUGGACUCUCAUCUGUCUAAAGAGUACUGGAUGAUAUAAAAAUAUAUAUUUUUUCAAACAAUGUGAUCUCAAAUUUAAAGACUGCUCCAGAUAGCCUGCAUUUGCGAUGGAAUAACUGACAAAUCACAAGUGGUUUAGUUGGGGAGGGCUUUGAUCACUCAAAAGUAACUAAACUAGCUCCAGAAUGCCAAGUAUUCGUGUACAUUACGGUUACAUGUUAACAUUGCUGUCUUACAUUAGCACUCAUGAAAAUAUGGUAUUCUGUAACUCGAAUUCCAUCCGUUUUCCAGACCUCUACUCAUGUCUGAAGGUAAACCUAGAAAUUGUCUCUUAGUUUUAGGAUUGAAAGCGUCUGAGCUGUGUUUUUGGUCCAUAGGAAGCAGCCCCUUGUUCCCACUCUGCACAUGACAUUGCAGUGGCAGUUGCUCUGAUUGAAAUGUGUGUGCCUCCAUGUCCCCUCACUUUUCAAACUUUCACCUUCCCCAGUUCUGUUGUGAGAAUGCUUUGUCUGUCUUUCUUGAAGCCUACUGUGGUUGGUUUUAUGGAGCAAAGGUUAUCUACCGCACAUCCGGUCCUGACGUGGAGCUUUGCAGUGUUCAGAGACAUUUCUCAAUUCCCUGCUGUGGGAAGAACUCAAGUAGCGAAUGGCUUGAGCUGUGGCUGCCAGAGGUGCCGGGAGAGCUCACACUGAACUGUGAGCGCCUGUGAUCUUUUUCUUCCUCGACGUAAAGAUAGCUUGAGCAAAAUUUUCAAGGUUUUCACUCUUUUUUUUUUUCUUUACUGUCUUGAAAAAAUCAAAGACCACUAGGAUGAUUCCACUUCUCCUCAUUCAAACAACAAAUUCUUUCGCUUCGCUUCUGUUUGAUUGGAGUCUCUCUUUGACUUGCAUUCAUACCGACGGAGUUUGUAGUACUUCCGAGUCAUUGCAAGCAUGAGGACUGAUGUCACCUUCCUUUAUUUGGUCAUACCUUUAAGGGCUCACGGGAGGGCAGGUAAUGUAAUGAAGCACCAUGUUUUGGUGUGAAAAGCCUGGUUUGCUAUUAAUCAGGAUUAAUUUCUGUCUGGAGGCAACAAGUUAAAAAAAAAUUAACAGCUUGAAUUGAGUAGCCAACAGGAAAGGUUCCUUUCACAUUUACAUUAAAACUAUUGUGCAGUCACUGAUGUUCCAUACUUUAGAUUCUGUUCUGGAAGGUCUAGGUAACGAAGCAGUGCCAUUUGUUGCUGUGAUCCUACUCUCAAAUGCAUGGACAAUGUUCCCUUCUUUUUAAAAGUAACGCUUGUGUCUGGGAUGCAAGCUAUGCUUAUCUUUUUAAAUACAUUUUUAAAGUAUUUAUUAAUGAACCAAAGGAAAUUAGAUGCUUCCCAUAAGCAUCAGAAUAUAUAAUACAUAGUAAUUUGACUAUGAAUUUUAAAUCCACAUUUUAAUAUUAGUGGGAUAUUGCAAAGACAUUCCUUCUAAAAUUUUAAUAGUCCUUUUAUUAAGGGUCUCAGGGAGGGUAAAUUAGUCAGCCAUAUUUAUUUUCCAGAGGUGUAAGGGAUUGCUAAGUUUUUUAAUUAACUUUUUAAAAGAAAAAAACUUAAAUACCACCAAACUCAUAUGUGGGUUGCACUGCUUUUUGAACCAAUUAAGUGUUGGUAUGCACUUUGUUCAGAAAUACUGUGUACUUUUUCAAAAUUAGUUUCAUGUAAAGUGAUUGGACCCCCUAGAUUAGUGGAAAAAGCUGAUUAACCAGCUACUCAUAGGCUGCUAAUUAAUUCAUUGCCAAUGUCUUGGUUCUUCAGUUUUGCCUCCGUGAUAAAUUAAAGAAUGGGGCGGGGUGGAGGGAGAGGAGUAGCUCUAGAACAGGUGGUAGGAGCGGCAGCCAGUGGUUGGUGUCAUAAGCACUCAGGUGAGAGUGCGGAGUACCCCUCUGCUGCUGCUGUGCGUCCUGUUGGCAUCGCGAGGGGUAGGGACCUCGGACUUGGGAUUCCUGAGAUUGAUGACAUCCCUCAGGCAUGCAUUCUGGAAAUGGAAUUCCUGUAGACUUCGCAUUUGCUGUUUGCCCUACAAUUAGUAGGCAGUGCGUAAAAACACUAGUGUAGAUGAUGAGGAGAUAUAUUAAAAGAGGACCAGAAAUAUUUGGUAUUCAGUGGCACAGAAAGCAGGUUACAAGACACAACAAAAAGCACAGUGUUAACGCUUGCAGUUCCCCAGUUGUUUUAUUACCACACGAUCGGUCACGUUUGUGCGUGCAUGCGCACACACAUAGCUUACCUGACUUGCUCUGUUUAGUCAUGCAGCUUAAAAAAAAAAAGACAUCUUGACACCCACAAAAUAUGUUAAUCUGAACCUUUCUGUUUCAGUCUGGUUAUUUAAACAAUAUUGGCGAAGCUUCUGUGAGUUUAGUUCCACUAAGACGUUUCACCUGCCUUACCAAGACCAUUCUCAGUCUACUUUUUUAAGCUACCAUAUCUUAAAUUAUUGAAAGUUUAUUAAUUGCUGAGUAUAUAAUAACCUUUGCUUGUAUGUAACCGGAAAUGGUUUAAGAGCCAACAUUUAGAGUAUGACAAUGGAGCUGAACAGUUUUUAAUGCGCAAGCCGUUCUGUUCUUGUGUAUGACUUGUAACCUUAAUUUACUGUGUAAAGAUGGUUACAUUAUUUCCUUAGCUUUGUUUGUUGGAGACAAAUAGAGAAUGCUUGUUAAGUAUGUCAAAACAUAAUCUUAUCUUGUGAAUUUUUGUCAAUGUAUUAUACGAGCUCUAUUUUUCCUUUGCCCAGAAAGACAGCUUGUAUAGCGCUUCUGGAAGUUUCUGCUCUGCAGCGUCUUUAGAGCGGGCGGUCUGUUGGGUUUGGUUUUCCUUCAUGCUAAAGUGUCAGUUGGUGGUUUUGUGAACUGGUCAGAAAUUCACAGGUCUUAAAGGUUUGGGGGAGAUUUAUAUUGGACACUGCUCUUUGUCUAGCAAAUAAAAGAUGUUAAUAUAUUCCUGUUACUGGCAUGUGCACGACCAUGUUAUUAGAAGCCACUUUAUCAUUUUCCUGCUUUAAAUAGAAAUGUCUAUUUAUGAAUUCUGCUUGUAGUUUUUUCACAAAUAAAAUAGUAAAAUUUA